Messenger RNA from Naegleria fowleri, 1266 nucleotides. RefSeq lists its product as uncharacterized. The transcript has a single exon. The coding region runs from base 1 to 1266 and encodes 421 amino acids. The record is from RefSeq and is a predicted model, not a curated record. NCBI's taxonomy places the organism in Eukaryota, Heterolobosea, Eutetramitea, Acrasida, Naegleriidae.
AUGCCCUCUUUCAAUAUUGUCGACGAAACCACACGAGUCCCACAGAGACUCUCUCGAGAACGAUCCAACCGAAUCAAACGUUAUGGCCCAUUGCCAUCCAACCAUUCAUGUGCCUGUGUGUACAAGACUGGAAUUCGUCGUGUCAGACGAGAAAUGAACACUAAUAACUUUUUACAGAAUUACUUUGAACAGAGAGUGGGUGAUGACUUUUUAAGAUAUGAAUGUGGUGGAGGAGGUUCAAGUUUUGUGAUCGAUUCUGCUUCUUCCGGCAUGAACACUCACGUGUUGUCGACACGAAAGAAGAAGAAGAAAACCCAAUCAACACUAUGUUCUUCAUCGUCCUUGUCAUCUUCUUCAACAGUGAAUACGAUCGAGCCAGUAAUGUCAUCCACUUGUUCAUUUCCAAAUUCGGUUGUUGAGUCUCACAGAAUGAAAGACGCAUUGUCAUCUUCUUCCGCCGUCGUCUGCUCCAACACGAUCAUUUCCUCUUCGCUUUUGAGCCACUCAGAGUCGAAAAACGACAAUACGACCAUUCAAACCAUGACUCAUGGUUCUUUUCAACCACUUCUGCCUCAACAACAAGUCAUGUCCUCACCACAACAACAAGAAGAAGAAUCCUCAUGGUCCUUGUGUCCAGAUAAACGAUCGACAGCAAGUAGUUGCGGUAGUAAUAGUACCAUUUCACCUCGACAAGUGUUCACACCUCAGAGUUCCAGCCCCGCACAUGAAAUCUGCUCCGAUCGCAACCCUUCAUGCUUUAAAGAUGAAUCCAUCAUGAAAUGUUGUUGUUGUUGUUACGAUGACUUGAAUAGGGAAAUCGCCACUUCGACGACUACGACAUCAUCACCAAUGAUCACUCAGUGGACAAUCAACAACUUGCCUCCACAUGUUAUGAACACAAUGUCAUCCACAACGUCAAUCUCUCCUUCUUCUCAAACCAUUCAAACCUCCUCCUCUACCUUCCACACACCACAAACGACAGCAUGUAUUGUUUCAAACAGUGGUCCAAAGAGUGUCAUGUUGCCACCGUUGCCCUAUUCUUCGAGCGAUCCAUUGCCACAUGAACUACAGCACAUCAUGCCAUGUCUGUCAAAUUCCAAUGACCAUAAUGAUGAUGGUGAUGAUUCUGAGAAUGAUUCCUCUAACAAUGCCAGAAUUGUUUGUGAGAGUGGAAAUGUUCACAUUCAUUGGGGUGAUCAAUUCUUUCGCAAUCUUUUUGACACACUUCAUGGUUGGCCAACAAUGGAAAAGAUUCAUACCGAGUAA